This is a messenger RNA of Phytomonas sp. EM1, 1110 nucleotides long. The record is from the annotation of a GenBank genome assembly. NCBI's taxonomy places the organism in Eukaryota, Euglenozoa, Kinetoplastea, Trypanosomatida, Trypanosomatidae.
AUGGUAUCCAAUAUCUAUCAAGAUGCAGAUAUCUGUGAUGUUCAGGCGCUAGAGACUUUGCUAAGCUAUCUCCCUGAUGUGAUUCGAGUUGAUAUGCGUCGCCGAAUGUUUCGAACAUUUGAAUUGUUCAACAGAGAACGUCAUUUGGAAGUGGUAGAAGUGGUGAACAAGAUACUUUGGAUAUGUGAGAAUAUCGCCCCGGAGCUUCCUCAGGUGAUACGGGGAAAGGCCAUCCGCGAGGCCUACGACGCCACCGAAGCGGUCCAGACCCCGACAUUUUUUGCCGUUCAGUUGUUUAUCCGCUUUGUGAUGCAUGCGCCGUUUUACAAGACCUCCACCUCCCGCGUAAAGGCCUGUAAACUGCUCCAAGACAACAUUGAGGAUAAUCAGGGCUGGAAUUGCGUUAAGGCGUACGGCAACGGCUGCGGCACGUUCUACCGAUUCAACGCGUCAAGCAAGAAGCACUUUUUCAAGGUCAUUAGUGACCUCCCCGUGAGCGCGAUCUACGUGUGCUGUGUAAUAAUGGAGGUGGAUCUGUUCUCGGAUUGGAUUCCGUUUUGUUGCCGCCUGCACAACCAAGGCGAGGUGAGCCAUUUUCACAAGGCGUUGUUCUUCGUCGUGAAAGGGGUCUGGCCUUUUUCGGAUCGGGAUCUUUUCCUGGAAGGUUACGGCGUCGACGACUUGGAGUCGAACAGGCGGAUAUGGGUGGUCGCGCAGAGCCUGGACGAAACACGUGAUGAGCUGCCACGCGGCAUCCAACCACCGCCGUGUGUGGAGGGAAGCCUCCGCUGCGAGGCCUACAACAGCGGCCUUCGAAUCGACGUCACCUCCCCUACAACGACGCGUCUGUCGCUGGUCGUGUCGAUUGAUCCGAAAAUUCCUGUCAUUCCACAGACGGUGAUUAAUUGGGUGUCGGGUAAAAUCAUGUGGCAGAUCAUGACGGAGAUUAGCCGCGCGGCGACCGUCGCCCAGGAUCGACAGAGCAAGUAUUUCAGCCGACGACGUGGGCGGCCGGAAAUGUAUAGCAUGUUAAGGGAGCAUUUCAACGAAACGUUCGAAAAAAUGGACCCUCAGGGGUACAAACACCAUGCAAUCCCAGAGGAUUACUAA